CUUUUUCGGGGACAGCUGGCUGUGAUAUUUCCCUUCUGUCCUCAUCUCUCUUCUCGGUAACUCAUGCUUUGAUAAUUCUCACCACGUUUCGCUCUCGGUUGUUCGAUAUACUCUUUGCCCGUCGAAUCCAACUACCAUCUCGUAUCCGUCCUAGGGCUACUACGGCCGUCACCACCACCACCGCCGCCAUGGUCAAGUUUUUUCAGCCCAAGGUUGAUCCCUUGCCUACGGGCAUUGACUUGACGGGCAAGACCGCGGUCAUCACCGGUGCCAGUGCAGGCAUGGGUCUGGAAGUCACCAAGCAGCUUUUGCGCUUGCGCCUCUCCACCGCCAUCCUCGCCGUGCGCAAUGUCACCAAAGGGGAGGCCUGCAUCAAAUCGCUGCUGCAGGACCGCGGCAUUCAAACCCACAACCCCAAACCCACCAUAAAGGUCAUGGAGCUUGACAUGGACCGAUACGAUAGCGUGCAGCAAUUCGCGAAAACUCUCCGCGAAGAGGUUCCGGUCGUUGAUCUCCUCAUCCUCAAUGCGGGGGUUGCUUCUUUGAACUUCGAACGUAGCCCAAGUGGCCACGAGAGGGUGACCCAGGUCAACUACUGCUCCAACGUCCUGCUCGUGGCCGAGCUUCUCCCUCACCUGGAAGCCGGUGCGGAGCAGACCGGUUCCCCUGCCCGGAUCAGUUGGGUAGGCAGUCGUUCGCACGAGACACCCAGUUUCGAGAAGAAGUCCCCCAUUGGAGCCGACGAGGGGGUCUUGGAGCAUAUGGACAAAGAGGGAGCUUUUGUCCCUUUCCAACGGUAUAAUGAUACCAAGUUACUCUGUGUGCUGUUCUUGUACAGCCUGGCGCCGCGCCUGGAUCCUAAAAAGGUCGUCAUCAAUACAAUGUGUCCGGGUAUGGUGAACACAGGGAUGAGCGACAUGCUCCCACUACAUCUGCGCUUGAUUUUCAACGUCAUCAAAGCCAUUCGCGCCCGUCCAGUCGAGGUUGGAGGCUGGAUUAUCCUGAACGCUGCAAUCGUUGCAGGCCCAGAGUCCCAUGGGAAGUUCCUGGCGGAUAAGACCAUCACCGAUAAAUCUGCAAUUGUUACCUCCCCGAUGGGCCAGGAUAUUCAAAAGAAACUUUGGGAAGAGACAAUCACCGAGCUGAGCAAGUUGACCACCCUUCCUCCCCAGUUCCGUUAAAUUGAACUGGUUAGCAAGCCAUGACGACGGAUUACGUGUUUCCUGCCGUUCUCAACAUUUUUAAUACUCCCUUGGCUUUUUCGAGUGUUCUCAUGUUUUUCUUUCUUCUUAUUUCCCUCGACUGCUGUGGUCAUUCCCUUCCGCUAUAUCUCUUUCUUUCGUCGACCAGUGCAAGUGGUACGAUUACGACAUCUCAUAUACUAGAAGAACUAUUCUGAACGCAUAUAACUAGCUCAAUCCUGCCCAAUAAGUAUUAAUAAAAACCUUAGCCACGUUGAA
Molecule: messenger RNA, 1460 nt
Organism: Aspergillus welwitschiae
Lineage: Eukaryota; Fungi; Ascomycota; Eurotiomycetes; Eurotiales; Aspergillaceae
Product: short-chain dehydrogenase/reductase family protein
Exons: 2
Coding region: 189-1181 (330 amino acids)
Source: RefSeq, a predicted model, not a curated record